AAAGCAUCAUCUCCUCUUGCCACUCUUUCUUGUAAAUGAUGCCGGGCGCAAACUGUACUGGUCUGGCCGUGCUACGGUGCUGCAGGCCCGUCCCCUGGAAGAGCACCCAGAUUGGCAAAAGCGCUACCGUACUCUGCGGGUCCGGGGCUCUUUGCACCGAGGAUUGAGACCGCUGAUUGAUGGAAUGACCCAUUGCUCAUCCGACAUCACAGCUCUCAUGCAAGGCAAUUGAAUCCUUUCGCUCGCUUUGAGUGGGGGCGUUACAUAAACAAGGUACAAAGCUGGUGAUUAUGCAUCUCCUCCCCCCAAUUACUACUCCCGGGAGCGCUGACCAUGGCGGGUGUCGGAAAUGCAGCACCUGCGCCAGAAGACUUCAAGGCUAAGAGAAGGGACUACAAUAACCCAGUUUUGCCAGGCUGGAACUCUGACCCAAGCUGCGUGUUCGUGAAAGAACAUGACAAUACGCUCUUCUGCACGACUUCUUCUUUCCUUGCCUUUCCCGGCAUCCCAGUGUAUGCUUCUAAAGACUUCACCAAUUGGAAACUCGCUUCUCAUGCCAUUACCCGUCCCGACCAGCUUCCAGAACUUGGUACGAGUGGCGGCGGUCCUGGGCAACAGAACGAGGGUAUAUGGGCAUCGACGAUCCGAUAUAGGAAUGGAACAUUCUACCUUAUCACAAGCUAUGUCAACUUGCGGACCUGGGGCCCAAAGAUCCUCUUGUUUAAAACGACGGAUCCGUUCAAGGAUGAUUGGGAGGGCCCGUUGAGGAUGGAGAACCCAGCCGGUGACAUUGAUCCAGACCUGUUCUGGGACGACGAUGGCAAAGCAUAUGUCUCUGUCGCUGCCGGCAUCUACAUCACAGAGAUGGAUCUCACUACUGGAAAGGCCAUUGGUGAUACAUUCAAGGUGUGGAAUGGGACCGGUGACCGCAACCCUGAAGGUCCACAUCUGUACAAGAAAGAUGAUUGGUACUAUUUACUCAUCGGCGAGGGCGGCACAGAGACAAAUCACUCUGUGACUAUCGCUCGCUCGAAGAACAUUCGAGGGCCGUAUGAGGGCUACGAAAAGAACCCGAUCUUGACGGCUAAGAACACCGACAACUAUUUUCAAACCGUUGGUCACGCUGAUUUGUUUGAAGAUGCUUCAGGAAACUGGUGGGCCGUUGCAUUGAGCACUCGUUCUGGUCCUGAGUGGGCCAACUACCCAAUGGGCCGCGAAACCGUUCUAGUACCUGCGCAAUGGUCAAAGGGUGGAUGGCCGAUUAUUGAACCCGUUCGUGGUAGACAAUCCGGUCCACUGCCAGCAAUCAAUAGAAGAGUACCUGGAGCGGGGCCUUGGGCAGAAGAGCCCGAUGCUGAGUAUUUCGAACCUGGAAGCCAACUUUCACGGCAGCAUAUCCUUUGGAGGAUACCCAAGGACGAACUCUUCGCUAUCUCCCCACAGGGUCAUCCCAACACCUUACGCAUCUCUCCUUCGAGGGUCAAUCUCACAUCCGACGCCAGUUAUCAGCCUACUGAGGAAGGCCUCGGCUUCAUUGCGCGCAAGCAGACCAGCACCAAGUUCACUUUUAGUGUCGAUUUGUCGUUCAAGCCUACGACAAGCAGUGGCGAGGCAGGCAUCACUGUUUUCCUCACACAGCUACAGCACAUUGAUCUCAGCAUCGUUCAUCUCCCCAGCAGCUCGCAUAGUGAGACAUUGGUGCCGCAUCUGAAGUUCAGUGUUGAAGCGACGGGGAAGCCCAACGAGACGGUGCCAGAAAUGAAGACCAUCCCUGUCCGGGAAUCGUGGCUUUCUCACCCCAUACAAUUGAAGGUGGAGGCUGUGGACGAAUACAAAUACGUAUUUACUGCUGCAUCCACCUAUCACCCAUCCCAAGUUGUGCACGUGGGUGAAGCGAAUGCAACAAUUGUGUCUGGAGGAAGUGGGCCAUUCACAGGUACAAUUAUCGGCACUUUCGCAACAAAGAAUGGUAACGAAAAAGAGACUGCAUCCGCGUACUUUAGUCGGUGGAUGUACACUCCUAUCGCGCAGGCUAUCGAUGCAGGCGUCUAUGUUCCUUCCUUUGUUCAUUGAUCCAGACGAGAAUGCACCAGGGAUAAGCCAAACCAUAUAGAAUCAACUUUCUCAAUUUCCUCAGUGUGACCAUAAUGCAUUGUUCGCUACGCAAGCCUGCAUUUACUCCACAGUCGCCACCUCUUCAUCACCA
Molecule: messenger RNA, 2206 nt
Organism: Paraphaeosphaeria sporulosa
Lineage: Eukaryota; Fungi; Ascomycota; Dothideomycetes; Pleosporales; Didymosphaeriaceae
Exons: 2
Coding region: 334-2073 (579 amino acids)
Biological process (GO): carbohydrate metabolic process
Molecular function (GO): hydrolase activity, hydrolyzing O-glycosyl compounds
Source: RefSeq, a predicted model, not a curated record